Messenger RNA from Penicillium oxalicum, 3696 nucleotides. RefSeq names its product putative MATH and UCH domain protein. The record is from RefSeq and is a predicted model, not a curated record. NCBI's taxonomy places the organism in Eukaryota, Fungi, Ascomycota, Eurotiomycetes, Eurotiales, Aspergillaceae. The transcript has 3 exons. Gene Ontology annotation, biological process: protein deubiquitination. Gene Ontology annotation, molecular function: cysteine-type deubiquitinase activity; protein binding. Bases 1 to 3696 code for a protein of 1231 amino acids.
AUGGAUUCCUCACAAGAGGAUCAUUCAUCACGUUCUCCGACUUCGGUCCCUCCUGUCUCUAGUCGAGAGAACGGCGAGGUUCAAGAAUCUACCGACAUCUCUAUGGCUCAGUUAAAUCUCCCAAUGGCUCCCACCUCCCUCACAAUCGACCUCGUCCCCUCAGGUCCGCAAUCGGAGACGACCCCAGAGACACCUCGUGACCCCAGGCAACCUGCCUCAACAUCAAUCGAAUCGGUCGAAGAUACCGAGCAUGCAUACUGGGCUGAGAUUGAAGAAGAUCGAUCGGGUCCGGAUGAGGAGGAAAUGAAGGAGAUCAACGCCUCGGAACAAGACUACAGCGCAUGUGAUCAUGCCUACUGGGAGAGCAACUUCUUCCGGGACUUAGAUGAUCCCGAGUACAUCCCCAGGGAAAAGGUGCGUCUCACGUGGACGCUCAAAGGAGUUCGAGGCACACGUGAGGCGCCAAAUCGCGCCAAGGUCAUGCGUUCCCCCGCUGCAUUUGUGGGCGGUUAUUGGUGGCGGAUCAAGUUUUAUCCUCGAGGAAACAACGUGGGCUCUCUCAGCGUUUACAUUGAGUGCUCUCCAACCAUGCCCGCGCCUGAUGAGAUGAUCCCUGAAUCCGAGUUCACUGUUCGUCGAGGCAAAGCCGAGGUGAAACUCGAUGAUGUGCUCUCAGAGUUCGAUGUCAAAACGCCAGCUACAGAUGAUUCAGCGGCGUGGAUGAAUGAGUUCAAGGCCAAAUAUCUCCAAAGCGUUCCCGAUGCUCAGGCCACGGAAGUCAGGGAUGGGGCUCCGUCGUCCGGCCCGUGGCGUGUGGCAGCGCAGAUCGGUGUCAUCGUGUACAAUCCCGAGGAACCUCGAACCGGAUGGAUGCAAUCCUCGUGUCACCAAUUCAAUCCCCACAAUCUGGAUUGGGGCUGGACCUACUUCCACGGUCCGUGGGACCAAAUACACAAAAGACGGCGCGGGCAGCAUCGGGCACUUUUGAACAACGAUACCCUUGCCUUUGAUGCAUAUAUUCGGGUGAUCGAUGACCCCACGCGCUCCCUGUGGUGGCAUCCUAGUGACUCGGAGCCCACCUGGGACAGUCUCGCCCUAACGGGCUAUCGUCCUCUGGGUGACUCAGUCAUCAAUCACAGCGCCGAAGUGGCCGGCCUGGCAUCCUGGCUUCACCUCGCCCCUGUCUGCAAGAUCAUCGAGGGUGUUGAUGUUCUCGAGCACCUCACCAACUCUGACGUCAAGCCUAAGCCUCUAUGUGAUGCGCUACAGAAGCUACUAUGGCAGCUGCGCCGUCCUAGCAAGUCCCACCAGUACGUGGACACGGAUGGAAUCACCUCGACCUUGCGUAAUCUGCGCGAAUUCUCGAGCGAUGUCUCUGAGUUCUGGGAGCGCCUGCGGCGAACACUAGAGAUCGAACUUGCGGGUUCUGCGGCUGGUCGGGAAUUCGCCAAGUUGUUUGAUAGUCCAGUGCUGGAAUCGUCUUCGUCCAAGAGCGAGGGAUCAUCCGCUGUGAACUACCUGCCCACUCAGUACAACUCACGCAUUUGCCUUCGAGCCGACCAAGCUCAGUCGACAGGCCAGGCUGUAAGAGAAUACCUGGGAGCCAAGCCUGGACGAUGGUCUCUACCUCCUGUACUUCAUGUGGAGCUGGGUCGUCAUGUACUGGACAAGUCAAUGCGCUGGCAGCUCGCAUUCAACCGGGUGGAGCUGGACGAGGAGCUGGACCUUGCGCCCUUUGUGAUUGACGGUCAAGGAUCCAAAUAUGUGCUCUAUGGGUAUGUGGUUCACCGUGGUCGUCGCACCUCUGGAAAGUUCUUCAGUAUUCUACGCCCGGCUGGUCCGGGAAGUAAGUGGCUUGCUUUCGACGAUGGCAGUGAUAAUCGCGUGGAGUGUUUGACCAACAAAACCGCGCUGGGUCCUCAUCUCGGCCUCAAAGCAUCGGAACCCGUGGAUCAUAAGAAGGGACAUGACGUUCCUGUCAACGUUAUGUACGUCCGGAGUGACCUGGCGUCUGAAAUGCUCCCAGGCCCUCGAGGACCUUGGCAAACCUCGGAAGCUAUGCAGCAAUACUUUGAGACGGGUUUAUAUCAAACUGCCCGUGACGCGAAGAAGGCAGACGUCCCAGUAGAGGUGUAUUCAUCGGCGAGCUAUGACAAGCUUGAUAGCUUAUUCGAUGGCUAUGACCUGAUGAUGCAUGCCAAAGCUUCGAACGGCGUCAUGUACAUGACCCUGCCACGUUCGUCUCGUCUCGUGGAAUUGCGCAAGAAGAUCGCUCUCUGGAAAUCGGCGGGAACAGACAAUAUUCGUCCGGAAUUAGUGCGUCUCUGGCACAUUGGACAGGCAGGAACUCCUAGUUCCUCUCCGCUCGCGCUGGAUCUGAUUACCGACCUUAACGUCCCGUUGACUUCAUCUGAGACCCCUGUGCGAUUCUGGAUGGAAACAAUCUCAGAGGACGACGCAAAGAUCUUCGGCAUUCCUGAUCCACAGCCCGUCAUUCACACCGAGGACAAGGUUGAGGAGUCAAUUGUGGAACGUUCAGGCUUGAAUACUCCUGAGCUGACACCGUCCAUCGCCGAUGGGGAAGCUGUUGCCAGUUCAUCUGGAUAUAUUGGCUCCGCAGCCAUCGCGUCUCGUCUCGAAACUUCGAAUGCGACCGUCGACAACGCUGCUCAAGAAUCAGAAUCUCAAAUCGCCAUCGCCGCGGCAGAGGUUGACGCAGCGGUCACUGGGCCGGCUCCCGCCGUCACAGUGGCUAACGCAGCAGAUCAGCGCACGUCUUCCCCCGCCGAUCGUUCCGGUUCAAGUUCUCUCCCAUCGGCCGAAGCGCCGCAAGACUCAGUACCUCCUACCCCGGCAGACCAUGCGUUCUACUUCAUCCAGAUGUUUGAUCCAGAUAGCCAGACCCUACGAACCGUAGGAUCCUUCUUCUCCAAGCUUGAGGCCAACAUCAAGGCGUCUAUUCGGAAACACAUGAAGUGGACCAUUCGCCGUGACUUCCUCUUGUGGAAGCGGGUAGACGGCACCACAGUCAGCUCCGUGUCUCCGGCAGACACUUUCGGGGAUGCAAUGCUUGCUCAUGGAUCUUGCAUUAUCGUGGGUGAUAAGAUUACCAAGGAGAAACGAUCUCAGUUGAGCCUCGACGGUCUCUUCUCGAGUCCUGACCGACUCGUUCACUACCUUUGGGCUGAAUCCAGGCAUCACCCAACCAUGGGAUUCACUGGUCGACAAACUCUUGAGGCUACCUUCACAAAUGAUUUCUACAGUGGUGACUUCCUGAAAGGCUACUAUCACGGACAUGGCAAGCAUAUCUCGGCGACUGGCACCAUAUAUGAGGGAGAUUUCAUUUUCAGCCGUCGACACGGUAAAGGCAAGAUGGAAUACCCAACCGGAGAUACCUACGACGGCGACUGGGUGGACGACAUUCGCCAUGGUCAGGGUACCUAUAUCGAAAAAUCGACAGGCAACAAAUACGUCGGAGGCUACAAGGACGGCAAGCGCCACGGCAAAGGUAUUAGCUACUGGGAAGUCGCCGACGAGGAAGCUGAUCUCUGCCAGAUCUGCUACUCUGAAGAACAGAACGCCGUCUUCUGCGACUGCGGGCACAUCUGCUCAUGUGUGACGUGCGCCAAGCAGGUUGAUCUUUGUCCAAUUUGUCGCAAGACGAUCAAGAACGUGAUCAAGAUUUACCGAACCUGA